AUGCGAAGAAGUCAUUCACAAAUAGCUCAUGGUCGUCACAUGGUUAAUAAUAACUUAGACAAAUGGAACAUAUUGGAACAAAAUAAAAGAAAACAUUCAUUAUGUCGAGAUGGGUAUAAUGGAAUAAGUCUUGAAACUGGACAUAUCCAUGUUUACCUUAAAAAGGAAGAUAGUAAAAAUAAUUUUGAUAAUGAAAAAAUAGAACAAAUUAAUACAUCAAUUUCUUCACUUGACAAAGAAUCUCAUUUACUUUCAUUUAAUAAAAAUGAUUGGAAUAAUGAAAUUAUGGGAGAAGAUGAAAAGAAAAGUAAUAGUGAAGAGAUCAAAGAGGAUGUAAUUGAUAGAUGGCAAGAUGCAAUUAUAUCAAAUUCUUCUGUUUCACUAAGAUUAAGUGACAAUGAAAAUGAACAGACAACUGAUGAGAGAGCUUCUCUUAUUACAGCUAUUAGCAGAAGAAAUGUUUAUGAGAAAGAAUUAAUGGCAAACACUUUUAAAAAAGAACCUGUAUUUGAAUGUCCUAAAAAUUCAUCAAAUAAAAAUUUAGAAAAAAAUAAUUCUAUACCAACAAAACCAAUAUUUUUAAAUAAAAUUAGUAGUCCAAUAACAAUUCCUAAACCAAGAUGUCGUUACAAUAAUGAAAUAGUUUGGCAAGUUGAUGAGACAGUUUAUUGUGGUGGUAUUGAAGCUGUCUCUAAUUUAAAUUUACUUUGUCGUUUAAAUAUUGAAUAUAUUGUUGAUUUGUCUGGUUUAGAUGAAGAAGUUACAUCUAGAAGAAAUGAAUGUCCAUGUUUAUGCUCUAGAAAAACACCACAUUCAAGAAUGAUUAUGGCUAUUAAGUUGAAUGAUGAAGAACUUUUACCAAAACAAAAUUUAAUGCCUUUCUUUGAGGAUGUCGUUAAAUUAAUAAGUCGUGCAAAUGUCGUCAAAAAAUGUGUUCUUAUUCAUUCAAUAAAAGGUCGUAACAGAGCACCAGCAUUUGUUGCAGCAUACAUGAUGCAUAAACAUCAUAUAACACGUGUUCAAGCUGUUACAAGGAUAUCUGAUCUUACAUCCAAAAUUAGACCUGGUAUUAAUAUUUCUGAUAAUUUACAAAGAGCACUAAUGAAAUGGCAAAGUAUGCAAGGUAUCAGAAGUCAAGAUGUUCAUUUGGAUGCAAAAUUAGUUACACCUUUAUUUUCAGUUAAGAAAACAGCCUGGACAUAA
This is a messenger RNA of Strongyloides ratti, 1203 nucleotides long. RefSeq names its product Dual specificity phosphatase, catalytic domain and Dual specificity phosphatase, subgroup, catalytic domain-containing protein. Gene Ontology annotation, molecular function: protein tyrosine/serine/threonine phosphatase activity. The record is from RefSeq and is a predicted model, not a curated record. NCBI's taxonomy places the organism in Eukaryota, Metazoa, Nematoda, Chromadorea, Rhabditida, Strongyloididae. Gene Ontology annotation, biological process: protein dephosphorylation. The coding region runs from base 1 to 1203 and encodes 400 amino acids. The transcript has 3 exons. Gene Ontology annotation, cellular component: cytoplasm.